AUGGCAGGAAGAGGAAAGGCCAUCGGCGCAGGGGCGGCAAAGAAGGCGACGUCAAGGAGCAGCAAGGCCGGUCUUCAGUUCCCUGUUGGCAGGAUAGCGCGAUUCCUCAAGGCCGGGAAGUACGCCGAGCGCGUCGGUGCCGGCGCCCCUGUCUACCUCGCCGCCGUCCUCGAGUACCUCGCCGCCGAGGUAUUGCUAUGGCGCUUCCUAUCUCUCUUGUUUUCGCGGCAUGUGAUUUCCGCUGUGCGCUUGCCGGAUGUGUCUACGCCAUAGAUUUCGACAACUUUGGGCUUGUGAUUUCCGGUGUUCGGUUGCCGGAUACGUCUUAGCUGUAAAUUUUGAGAACUUCGCGAUUGUGAUUUUUUGUGUGCGGUUGCUAGAUGCAAGUCCGCUAUGUAUUUUGACAACUUCGCGCUUGUAAUUUCCUGUGUUCGGUUGCUGGAUGCAAGUUCGCCAUAUAUUUCGACAACUUCGCGCUUGUGAUUUCUUGUCUUCGAUUGCUGGAUGCAAGUUCGCCAUAUUUUCGACAACUUCGCGGUUGUUUGUGUUGAUCGGGGAAAAGCGGUGACCUCAGAUUUAGCCGAUAUUCAGGUUCUGGAGCUCGCCGGGAACGCCGCCCGUGACAAUAAGAAGACGAGGAUCGUGCCUCGGCACAUCCAGCUGGCGGUGAGGAACGACGAGGAGCUCUCCAAGCUCCUCGGCGCCGUGACCAUCGCCAACGGCGGCGUGAUGCCUAACAUCCACGCUCUGCUCCUCCCUAAGAAGACCGGCGCGUCCUCCAAGAGCGCCGCCGCUGACGACGACAGCUAG
Spirodela intermedia is the source of this 810-nucleotide messenger RNA. The record is from the annotation of a GenBank genome assembly. NCBI's taxonomy places the organism in Eukaryota, Viridiplantae, Streptophyta, Magnoliopsida, Alismatales, Araceae.